AUGUGCAGAACCAAAUUAGUCGACUUUACAGAUAAAACUGAUAUCAAGGACAUCUUGAAAAAAUCAAUUCAAACAUUUAUAAAUGGAUGUGAAAUUUGUCAACAAUGUAAAUACGAGCGUCAUCCGAUAAAAAUUGCGAUGAAUCUCACCCCCACUGCAUCAAAAGCGAUCGAUACGUUCACUUUUGGAGUGUCAACAUUUUUCACAAUUAUAGACAGUUUUUCUAAAUAUGCUCAAGAAUAUCAGAUUACUUCGCUUUCAGGGACUGAAAUUGCUAAUAAUAUGAUAUUAUUCUUUUCUCAUCAUGGAAUUCCUACCCGAAUUAUCGCAGAUAAUGGCAUUGAAUUCAAAAAUACUGUUGUAGCUGAACUUUUGUCACUUCAUAAAAUUAAGCUUCAUUUUAUUUCGCCAAAUCAUCCAGAUUCUAAUGGAGUCGUUGAACGAUUUCAUUCAACUAUCACCGAACAUUUAAGAUUGUUGAACACAGAAGGCUUUCAGAAAGCCCCUAUAAAAAUGAAAAUGUUGUAUGCCAUUUUAGCCUAGAACCACACCUUACAUUCUGUCACAAAAUUAAAGCAUAUAGAUAUAAUCAAUGGACAUAUUACGUCGAAUCAACCAUUCGAUAUCAAAAUCGACCAAUUACUCCUCAAUGACUAUACCAACAGCCACAUAGAGCGUACAAAGCUAUUGUAUUCAAAAAUAAAUUCUGAUCUCAUUCAAAACAAAGAGAAAACGCGUUCCCUGGAAUCAUAGGAAUCCAUGGUACGAUAUC
Acanthoscelides obtectus is the source of this 772-nucleotide messenger RNA. NCBI's taxonomy places the organism in Eukaryota, Metazoa, Arthropoda, Insecta, Coleoptera, Chrysomelidae. The record is from the annotation of a GenBank genome assembly.